Messenger RNA from Beta vulgaris subsp. vulgaris (sugar beet), 766 nucleotides. RefSeq lists its product as hypothetical. NCBI's taxonomy places the organism in Eukaryota, Viridiplantae, Streptophyta, Magnoliopsida, Caryophyllales, Amaranthaceae. Bases 136 to 648 code for a protein of 170 amino acids. The transcript has a single exon. The record is from RefSeq and is a predicted model, not a curated record.
UGAGAUCGUCGAAGUGUUGCAAUAAAAAAAGAACGAUAUCUAUCCGAUACUUUCUUUUUCCUUGGGUCACAAAAUUCACAAACUCCACCAAAACAUCUGCAUUCUGCAACACUAAACCUGGCCAAAAACACUAGAAUGGAGAAUAAGAUGGUUACAGACCUACAUCAACUACAACAAUCACAGCAACUAAAUGACCUAAUACAAUCGCUCGAACAAGCUACUCUAAUGGCGAAACAACUUCCAGCAAUCUCCGACUCCGAUCAACACCGCCUAAUACUAUCUUCUCUUUCAUCCGCACAACUUUCUCUCUCCUCCUUCCUCACUCUCCACAUCAACAACAACUACGCCGACAACUCUGUCUCGUGCGCCGACGUCUCUGACGAUGAUCCGAUGGUUGCUGUCGACGAUGAAGACGACGACGAAGAGCAGAUUUCGAAGGAUUCGUCGAUGGAAAGAGUGGAGGAGAAGAUGAGAGAUUCUCUUUCCAUUCAGAAUAAGCGGCCGAAAAGACCGCUUUCUCCUUCGUCUGUUAGUGCGCUAGAACGACGGCGUAUUGAGGAGAGAGAAAGUGUUAGGGUUUCGCCGGAUUUUGAUCCUCUUGGGAAUCGGUCGAGAAAAAUUGACCUUGUUUUUCAAUUUCACGGCUAACCCUAGAUUUUGAUCAUUUUUUUUUUGUAUCAGUUGUGUACUUGGGGGAAUAAUAUUUUCAUGGUGUUUUUUCCCCUUUAUUAUUAUAUUUAUUAUUUAAUUGGUCCUGAUUACUUUU